Messenger RNA from Eutrema salsugineum, 1446 nucleotides. Its product is annotated as DNA damage-repair/toleration protein DRT100. Gene Ontology annotation, molecular function: protein binding. The transcript has a single exon. Bases 72 to 1193 code for a protein of 373 amino acids. The record is from RefSeq and is a predicted model, not a curated record. NCBI's taxonomy places the organism in Eukaryota, Viridiplantae, Streptophyta, Magnoliopsida, Brassicales, Brassicaceae.
CCUCAUCAUUUCUAUAUAAUCCAAUUUUCACACAACAUCACUCUCUUCACUUUCAAAAAUUUAUUUCAAAAAUGACAAAGUUGUUGGCAUCACCGUUUAGCUCAUUACUCGCCGUCGUUUUCAUCUCCGUCAUAUCCGUCGUCCGAUGCUGCUCUCCUUCCGAUCAGACGGCUCUAAAUGCUUUCAAGUCUUCACUGAGCGAGCCCAACCUCGGCAUCUUCAACACUUGGUCCGAAAACACCGACUGUUGCAAGGAAUGGUACGGUAUUAGCUGUGAUCCAGACUCGGGUCGGGUCACUGAUAUUUCUCUCCGGGGCGAAUCCGAAGACGCAAUUUUCCAAAAGGCAGGCCGGUCAUCAGGUUAUAUGUCCGGUUCGAUUGACCCGGCGGUUUGUGACUUAACCAUACUCACUUCCCUCGUCCUCGCCGACUGGAAAGGAAUCUCCGGCGAGAUUCCGCCAUGCAUAACAUCCUUAGCCUCGCUCCGUGUCCUCGACCUUGCCGGAAACAGAAUCACCGGCGAGAUUCCCGCGGAGAUCGGUAAACUCUCCAAACUCGUUGUUCUAAACCUCGCGGAGAAUCGGAUGUCCGGCGAGAUCCCACCGUCGCUGACGUCACUCACCGAAUUAAAGCAUCUUGAGCUAACGGAAAACGGUAUCUCCGGCGAGAUCCCGGCCGAUUUCGGAUCGUUGAAGAUGUUGAGCAGGGCGUUACUGGGCCGUAAUGAGCUAACCGGGUCACUUCCAGAGUCGAUCUCGGGUAUGAAACGGUUAGCGGAUCUGGAUCUAUCCAAUAACCAUAUCGAGGGUCCGAUACCCGAUUGGGUGGGUAAUAUGAAGGUACUCUCUCUUCUGAAUCUCGAUUGCAACUCAUUGUCGGGUCCAAUCCCGGGUUCGCUUCUCAGCAAUUCGGGUUUUGGUGUUAUGAAUUUGAGCCGAAAUGCGUUGGAAGGAUCCAUACCAGAUGUUUUCGGGUCUACAACAUAUUUCGUGGCGCUUGAUUUGUCCCACAAUAGCUUGUCGGGUCGGAUCCCCGAUUCACUGACAUCAGCUAAGUUCGUGGGCCAUCUCGAUAUUAGCCACAACAAGCUUUGUGGGCCUAUUCCAAUGGGUUCUCCUUUUGAUCACCUUGAAGCGUCGUCGUUUAGUGACAACGAGUGUUUGUGCGGUGGCCCUUUGAUGAAGUCAUGUUAAUAAUAAAAUAAGGGAUAUGGCUCCGGUUUUUGCUGAACCAGGGGAUCAAGUUUCGUGUUGCUCUUGUUCGUGUAUCCAAUCUGUCAUUUUUCUUUUAGUCUUUUCUAUUAUUCUUCUUUCAAAAUUUUAAGUUGUACUUCAGCUAAUAUGUUCUAUUGGCAACGAAUGGCUACACCGAGCCAAUCUGUUUCUCGGUGUAACGAAUACGGUAGCGCAUGUAUAAUUAAAAGAAGCAAUGUUAUAGACUUAUAGA